Episyrphus balteatus (marmalade hoverfly) is the source of this 4175-nucleotide messenger RNA. RefSeq names its product homeobox protein 2. Gene Ontology annotation, molecular function: RNA binding. Gene Ontology annotation, biological process: regulation of RNA splicing. Lineage: Eukaryota; Metazoa; Arthropoda; Insecta; Diptera; Syrphidae. The coding region runs from base 356 to 3907 and encodes 1183 amino acids. The record is from RefSeq and is a predicted model, not a curated record. Gene Ontology annotation, cellular component: ribonucleoprotein complex; nucleoplasm. The transcript is spliced from 3 exons.
CAAAUAUCGAAUAUACUGCAGAAAAUUUCGUUCGAUGAAAAAGUGUUUUUAUGAAUCUGUGAAAGAAAAUUAAUAAAACUCAUAUUUUAUUCUACCCUAUUAAUGCAAAUAGAAUAAUAAAACUAUAUAUUUUAAUUUGUGAAUAACCCUAGAUCAGAAGAAAUACUUUUUAAAUAAGAAAUAAGUUUUGUUAAAUAUUUUCUCCUCUGGAGAAUACUUAUCUUUCUCCCAGUUGAUCUCUUUAAACUUAUCCAGCGUCCAGCGACCGAACAACCACAUCGUCGGCGGGACUCAAAAAACUUCAACUCUAUUCGUGUUUAAUGUUAUUUGCAAAUAAAAUAUAAAAUAACACAAAAUGAGCGUUAUUAUUCGAUUGCAAAACUUGCCAUGGUCGGCAAAUGCCUUGGACAUUCGAGGUUUCUUCAGAGGACUAGCUAUACCCGACGGUGGAGUUCAUAUUGUCGGUGGUGAAAAUGGAGACGCGUUUAUUGCUUUCAGCACUGAUGAAGACGCUCGUCAAGCAAUGAUGCAUGAUCGUGGUAAAAUCAACGAGGUUCAGAUAAGGUUGCUUUUAUCGUCACGUGCUGAAAUGCAAAAAGUUAUCGAAACAGCGCGACAACAAUCUUUAGCAUUACAAUUACAAAUGACAGGUUCUAAACCUGCUGCCAUUAUACCACAAACUAAUCAGCAAUCAUUACCAACUCCCCAGCCUCCGGUUAUAACAACAAACUCACUUCAUACUAUCCUCUCAAAUCAGGCCCAUCUGCAAGUCAAUAACUUCAACCCGGUUCAAGCGUACACUUCUGUUUCUCAACAGCAAAAAAGUAGCUAUGCUGGAAGUGCUGAUGUUAAUAGAACAAGUCGCGAAACAUCACGUGAUCGGCGUCGUUCUGAUUCUAAAGAACGUCGUCGAUCUCGUUCCAAUGAUCGUUCAGGCAAUCGUCGUCGACGCGAUCGAAGCCGAACUCGCAGCCGUGACCGAAAACUUCGUAGAGGAGGAUCAAGGCGAUCAAGAAGUCGCGAUCGAAGUCACGAACGUAGUCGUGAUCGAAGCAGGGAUAGGUCAAACAGGGACCGGGAUCGCAAUGGUAAUCGAGGAUCCCGCAAAGAUAGCCGAGAUGUUGAUAGUGGAUUUUAUAGCCACGAUCGGAGUGUUGAUAGAAAAAAAUCUCCAGAAAAAUCUUUGGAGCCCCCAAAGAUCUUACCACCUACUCCUAUGUGGAACAUCUUACCAACAAACGCCUACACAACUACCAGUUUUGCUGCAAACUAUACAGCUCAAGCCUUGCAAAGUGCUGCAGCUGCAGGUGUUAUGGAUCCAGAAAUUAAUUCCGCUUUUAACAGUCCAAACCAAUCUGCGGUAAAAAUGGGCUUUAAUUCUCCAAGUGACAGUAAUGCUUCGGCUGGCAAUAAGUCUGCAGCACUUAAACCUGCUCAAGAUGUAUCAGCGUUAUCAUUUUUAAAUAUCAAUCAACUUGAGAACCGACCAACUUUUGCCUUUCAAAAUCCAUACACACAGGCUUCAAAUUCACAAACAUCUAAUAAUCAAAAUGAUUCAUCACAAUCUUCAAUGAUGAAGGAUCAGAGCAGUAGCAGAUUCCAACAAUCAAAUCAAUACAACAAAGAUGGUGGCUCAAAUAAUCAAGAAGGUUGGCAAGAUGCUUUUGGAAGAAAUAUUCCAAAAGGUGACACCGGUAAUAAGAGAUUCGAAUUCCAGAGAAAGAAUGAGAACAGAAAAGACAUCGAAGAAGAAAACAGCUGUGUAAAAAUAUCCAAUAUGUGUCCAAGUACAAGCUACAGUGAUAUUAGAAGAUUCUUCUCUGGACUUUAUAUCCCAAAUAAUGGAAUCAAAAUGAUCAACGAUCCGCAUGGUUUGCGUGUGGGAACGGCCUUUAUACGAUUUGUACGGGCAUUAAAUGUUCCCAAGGCCCUAGUUCGCGAUGGUACAACGUUUAAAAAUAAGAAGAUCUCUUUAGAAGCUGUUAGCGAUGCAGAGUUUGCCGAAGCAGUCGAUUCAUUUAAACCUGCAAGGAAUAUGCGUUAUAAUGACAACAAUAAUAGGGGUAACUACGAUCAUCCAAGGUACAAUGAUAACAAAAGAGAAGAAAGAGAUAGCUCUUCGUAUAGAGAUGAUAAACCCCGCAGCAGAGGUUCUGAUAAACCAUUCUCUAUAUUGUAUGUUAAAGACAUCCCACCUUACUCUACCCAGCAAGAUGUGAUGAAGAUGUUUUCAUCUUACACAAUUUUGGAUAUUCUUUUGACCCAUAAACCGGACAACCGCCGGGAAAUCAUAGCUUAUGUCAAAUUCCACAGAGUUGAAGAUGCCCAAGCAGCUUAUGAAGAACACUCAAACCAUAGAAUCAAUCAGAGACCGGUUCGAAUUCACAUUGCUACUGAAGAAGAAUACGAAGAUGCUAAGGAACAGAUGCGUAUAGAAAAUGAGAGACAAUUGAAAGAACAAAAAGAACAAGAGGAAAUUGAAAAUCGUAAAAGAGCCGAAGCUGAGGCUGAAGCUCUAGCUAAAGCUGACAAUCCUACAGAAGAGAAUGGCGAUGAAGAAGAAAACCCAGAAGAAGGAGAAAAGGAAGAUCAAGCCGAUCAGAAUGAUGCAAUCGCAGUUGACAGUGAUGACAGAAAUCGUGAUUCAACACAAUAUAAUGACGACGAAACAAAUGCCGACUAUGAACAAAUGGAAGAUGAUGAGGAGUUUAACAACGAGGACGGUGAAAAUUAUUUCAAUGAUGAGUCAUCGCAACAGGGAGAAUCGAAAAAUUCGAAUCCAUCAAAUCCUUUUAAUGGCAUUCCAAGUUUGCUAGACAUGCCAUCACCAAAUAAAAAUGAGCCAGAAAAAAAUUCAGAUCCACGUCUUCGACAGGGUCGUCCAUCACGGUUCGAUACUCCAAAAAUUAAUCCCGAACAAAUGGCUCCACAGCUUAACAAUUUUAUUUUGAUUAAAAACUGCGAAUACAAGACUUCUAUUCAAAUGGUUGGCGAAUACUUUAUGUCGCAUAAUUUUAUGCCAAAUCAUAUAGAAAUGCUUAGAAACCAUCGAAAUCAGCCUUGUGGUGAAUUUAUUCUGGAACUGCGAAACGGUCAAGAAGCUGAACAAGCAUUGUGUCUCAAUAAUAACCGAUUUAACAGUCGAGCUCUUCGUGUAUCUUUGAUAAGCCCCCAACAAAUUGCCGAUAGACUGAAUAAGCCUUUUAUGAAUUUCUUCCCGUCAAAUGGUAAUUUCCAACAGCAGCCAAAUAAUAUGAUGAUGAUGAUGCAAAACCAAGGUCCAAGAAAUAAUAAUUUCAACAACAUGGGUGGGGGAAAUUACAAUAACAACCGUAAUGGAAUGGAUAGGAGCAAUAUGUUUUCACCUGACAACCAAGGUGGUGGGAAUCAUCAUCAAUUCCGUGGUGGUAACAACAACAUGAUGGGACCACGUAAUUUCAACGGGCCACCGAAUAAUAUGAACAACAUGCAAAACAAUAGAAAAAACAACCCUUUCAAUAAAAACCAACCGAAUGCCAACGUGUUUGAGGAUUCAAAUCAAUCAAAUAAUGAGGUUAUAGACCUUGAUGCUGAUACUGGUGAUGCAGAAGAUGUAGAAGGCGAGGAAGAUGAUAAUGAUAAUGGUGGUGGCGUUGGCAGUGAUGGUAUACCAGAAAAAUUCACACGUCCCGGUUGCGUUGUGGAAAUGGAAAAUGUACCCUAUCGAUCUGAUUUGAAGGAUAUUAUUGAAUUUUUCGAUGGUUUUAAAGUGAAAGCUGAAGACAUCAUACGCCGUUAUAAUGACGAUGGAUCGCCAACCGGUGAUGCUCGGGUGGCUUUUAACACACCGGAAGAGGCCAAAAUGGCAUUUGAAACGAAACGUCAAAAAAGUAUAUUGAAUAGAACGAUUUUCUUAAAUCUCUUGUAAAUUAAGUUAGAUACUAUAUCCGGAACCUAAAUGACAUUUUGUAAAUAACAGGGCUUAGUAUCUAAGUUUAAUUUAAUAAGAUUUUUUGUUUUUUUUUUUCAAAAAUUGAGAAUUAAGUUAGAUAUUUAAAAAAUACCUAAUGAGUAGGUAUUUAUUUGGAAACACUUUAAAAUAGAAAUCGGGUUUGGCACGAUCAAUAUAUUAAUGUCUUUUAAAAUUUCUUUAAAAUAAAUAAAAUAUGAAGAACAACAUCAUUAUAAAACAAUAA